Molecule: messenger RNA, 1581 nt
Organism: Ilex paraguariensis (yerba mate)
Lineage: Eukaryota; Viridiplantae; Streptophyta; Magnoliopsida; Aquifoliales; Aquifoliaceae
Source: the annotation of a GenBank genome assembly
UGUCUCGGCUGCAGAUAAUCAAAACCGAAACAAUCUAAUCCAGUCUUCCCUUUCUCUCUCCUCUCACUCCCCAGUAAAAGCACCGAAGCGCAGAAGCCAUGAAAGCCACUCUCUUUCUCUUCACAACACCACCGCCACUUCUCUCUCCAAAGCUCCCCACCCUAUCCCCAACAUUUUCACCACACCUAGUCCCUACCCGCACCUCCAUUUCCCUCAAGGCCAAGCUCAAUUUCAGUCUCUCUCCGAGGCUCGACUUCAGAGUCCGGGCUGACGACGGUGACGCCGACGGGGGUGCUCCGGAUGACUACGACAUGGACGAAGAUGAGGUAGAGGAGGUCGACAACAAGAAAGACUAUGACGUCGAGUACGACCCCCUCGCUGAUACUGCCUUCUCCGCCGUCCGCGGCGGUGAUGAUGUGGAUGAUAUUGCCAUGGUUUAUAGCAAAAGCUUCGUGUCCACUCAGGGUUGGGACUCUGAAAUGGUAGUUGAUUAUCGAAUCAAUGAAGAUGAGUUUCACAAGAUCAGCUUGCUUGAUUGCGAUUUCUUUAUCAGGAAACCUCCUGAUCCUGACAACGAUGUCUACGAUUUCAGAGAGAUGUAUGUUACUCCUCCAGAUACAGAUAUUUAUGCAAUCCCGAAGGUCCUUGCGCCGAUGCCUCAGAAGUAUAUACGAUGUGCAAAGAGUGAUUAUGGAUGCUACAAUGUUACAGAGCCACCAAUUGAUGCUCCUAGGGAUCCCAUGUAUAAAUCUGAGAGAGAAAUUUUGAAGAUAUUCUUGACAAAGCACUAUAGGAAUCGAAGGUUGGGGGAUCUGGAGUUUGUGUUGGAUUUUGAGGAGAUCUAUGUUAUUGAUUCAAAAUCUAAGUCUAUUACCAGAGCAAAAGUUGUGGUCACAGUUCCAGAAGGCCGAAAUAGGGAUAGAAAGAAUGACUUGCUGGUUAUACGUGAUAAUGGAAACUCCUUCAAAAUAAUUCCUCCGAGUGAAAGAGAGGAUGCUACCACUGUGAUAGAGAAAGAAGAGUGGAAUAAAACUAGACAAGACAUGGAAAGACACCUUAGAAAGCUCCGGGACUUCAACGUUUCAAAUUGGUUCUAAUCAGCUGCACUUUGAUUUUGAAAUUUAGUGCUGGAAGAUGAUUGGUUCAGCACCUGUGCAAAUCUUCUCAGCUUCAGCAUAUAUAUUUGCAACCAGGUAUUAUACCUUCGGCUUUUUUUGCAAGCUUUUGGAAGUUCUUCGCCCUGAGGUUGUCUGUAUAACAGUGUGGUUGAUAAAAAUUACCCUAUGAACGAGCUCUAAGAGAAGUUAUUAUUGAUGUCAAGCUUGUGAAGCUUAUGAGAUAUUUAUACCAUAUGGCGAUAUUGUGGGAAAAGCAUGAUGGUAUUAGAGGGUUUUGUCUGGAGAAUGAGCCUAAUUUCUUUUCUUUGUGCCACAUUUUGUAGAUUUGUGAUAACACUAAUUAACCUGAACUCAUUGGGUUUGAUCUUCCAUUUUUUUUUUUAAUGCAAAAUUUAUUACCAUUUGUGUGCGGCUGUGUAUGUGUGCAGUUGGUGCAUGUGUUGAUGUCUAAUUUAGACAACCU